CGGCUCCACUGCUCAUUGAGCGCAGCUUCAACUGGCAACCGGCGCAACACAGUAACCCCACUGGCUACAGCGCAGAUCUGGUGGGAAGUUGUAGUUCAGCAGUGCAUUUGACUCCCCAAGUUCAAGCUGUGACCAAAAGUUAAUAUGUGGGCUGUGUUACACAAAUAUUGAUACCAUUGGAUUCAUAUUCAGAAUCACUUUCUUAUGACUGGUAACUACUUACAAAAUACAGUACACGAAAAUUACGGGCAAAGUUCAAUCUUGGACAGUCAAAUUAUGCCUUGCAUGUCCAAAUAGAGGGAAUAUACUUUUCAUCCUAUGGACCAAUGUGUUUAGCACUGGUCGAUAAUUUUUAUACUUAGUUGGCAUGUUGCUUUCAGACAUCACCUUCUGCUUUUCACAAGAGGAAGUUAGCUUUAAAAAAAAUACUUGUGCUUGACAUAGUCAACGAAUAGGACCUAAGUUGCAAAAUGUCUCUCUAACAGUGAUUAGCAUUAUCUUCUUGAUGGUACUUGUGGUUGUGGACUUGUAUAUCUCAUUAUGUAUGCCUCUAAUCUUUUUUCUACUUUAACAUUAGUGAAUGUCUUUUGAAUAUCAUGCAUCCAAGAAAAUCUUGUAGAUUGUAUGGGUUCUUCAAAUUUUGGUGGGAAUCUAGGAGCUCUAUUUUCGUUGCGUGGUCUCACCGAAGUUGUGAUAUCGUCCAUGACUGUCUGAGUGAUUUAUUAAGGGAACGAGUGGAACCUACUUCUGUCUCUUCUGUUGGAUACUUAAUGCACAUAAAGCCUAACUACUUGAACCACUUAUAUUGGGCAAGUAGGGUAGGAACAUGGCACCUGCAUACCUAGACCCUCCAAACUGAUGACUGAUCUGAUUGUGAAAAUGGCAGAGGUCUUUGCAGUAUAUACUGCAGAUUAGCAAGAUACAUAUGGAUAAGAACCACAGAAGUGUUAGCCUUCAGUCACGUAUACUGAUUGCAGUUAUAUGGCUUCUCAAUUAUACUUUCUGCACUCGUUGAUAGUACUUGUCCAUGUUUCUUUUUCUUUGAUGUCCAAAAUUCAGCCAUUCGGAGGUAGUAGCAACUUUGGCUGGUACUACUGGUGCUUGCAAUAAAAUAAGCCCUCAUCAUUUUGGGACGAAACUGGGAGACCUUAUUCAAGAGGAAGAAGAAGCACCAUGACAGCUGGGAGCUUUGUAGCCUGGAGGGGAAGUUCCAUCAACAAAGAGGUGCAUGGAGGAGUCAGAGCAGCAUGGUUUAUGUAUGUUGUGACUGUGUUAAUGAACACGGUUAUUGUCCCAAACAUGUUGAAUCUGGUCACUUAUUUUCAUGGAACAAUGCAUAUGGGGGUCUCAGAUUCUGCAACUACUGUCACUAAUCUUGUUGGCACCACGUGCGGGUUUGCAUUAAUAGGAGCUUUCCUCUCGGACUCUUACAUCAUGCGCUCGACAACCAUACUCCUCUUUGGUCCAUUGAUGUUUCUGGGCUAUGGAUUGCUCGCGUUACAAGCACACUUACCCUCACUUCAUCCUGCACCUUGCAACGUUGAAGCAGAACUAAGCAGCUGCAAAGAGGUCCAUGGAUGGAAUGCUACCUUGCUGUACGCAUCGUUGUACAUCAAUGCAUUUGGUGAUGGUUUUGUGCGUUCAUGCAUGCCAUCCCUCGGAGCAGACCAAUUUGACCAUAGAGAUCCUAUCGAGUCCCGCCAGAAGUCCAGCUUCUUUAACUGGUAUACCUUCGGGAUCUCCCUUGGAGGUUUUAUAGGGUUAAUAUUCAUAGUGUGGCUUGAGAACUACAAGGGGUGGGACAUCGGACUUGGGGUGUGUGCUAUCCUAAUUCUGUUUGGAUUGCUCAUUGUUGCUGCUGGUCUGCCUUUCUACCGCAACCAAGUGCCAGAAGGAAGCCCUCUAACUCGAAUACUGCAGGUUCUUGUGGUUGCAUUCAAGAACAGGAAUCUUGAACUUCCUGAGAAGCUGGAAGAAGCACAUGAAAGCAUUACUGAGAAUGGGACUAGGACACAGUCUGUUGAAGUACUCUCUCAAACAAAAAGUCUGAAAUUCCUUGACAAAGCCUGCAUUGACCGUGGUAAGGAUGGAGAUUGGGCAGUUUGCACUGCAACGAAGGUGGAGGAGACUAAGAUUGUGCUAUGCGUGCUUCCGAUCUUCUUCAGCUCCAUGAUAGCAUAUGUGUCGAACACUAUCGUCUUCAUAUUCACUGUGCAGCAAGGUGGCAUGACCGACACAAGGCUGGGCAAGGUCAAUGUUUCCCCUGCGACUCUCUUUAUCAUCCCCACCACAUUCCAGAUGAUAAUGCUUCCCGUCUAUGAUCGGUUCAUUGUGCCAUUCUUGCGUAAACGCACAGGCUACGUUGGUGGCAUCACUCAUCUGCAGCGCAUAGCUAUAGGCUUUGCCUCCAUGAUACUUGCCUCGGUCAUCGCUGCAGUUGUUGAGAAGAAAAGAAAGGAUGCUGUAGUGCAGAUGUCCCUGUUCUGGCUUACACCUCAGUUCUUCCUGCUUGGUGUGUCAGACGUGACAUCAUUCACCGGACUCCUCGAGUUCUUUAAUAGUGAGGCGCCACGGGGCAUGAAGUCAAUUGCCACGGCAUUAUUCUGGUGUGAGAUAGGGCUUGCGUCACUGAUGGCUACAUUCCUGGUGGAUAUUGUGAACAGGGUGACAAGGCAUGGUCACCAGGGUGGAUGGCUCGAGGGUACAAGCUUGAACAACAGCCAUCUUGACCUAUUCUACUGGGUUGUGGCAGUCGUCGGGUUGCUUGGCUUCUUGAACUACUUAUACUGGGCAAAGAAGUAUGUGUACCAGCACAAUCCACGCAUGGCUGAGCAAUCAGUUGAUCAUGAUUUGCCUUGAAAUGUCACAUUUGCAUGGGUUUAUUGAUUGCCCAUGGCAUGGAUUAGUCAACUUUGCAAAGUAAUGUAGAAGCAUGUACUAGUAGUCCGCUGUCGUGUGCCGAUUGUUUUCAGCUAAUUGGUUAGAUUCAUCCUUUACACUCCCCCUUCAUGUCAUAUCCAAAAAGAAGUAGGGUAGGCCACUGUGUUAAGGUCGGUGCAGUGUGAAAUCGAGGGACAAUCAUGUUACAUUUCUCGUAUGUUUCAACAUUUGUUACUUCGGUAGAAGCCAUGCUAUUGUCUAUUUCUAAGGUGCCCGGUAUUUCCUUAGGUCUCAGACAUCUUUCUCAGCAUCUGAAU
Lolium rigidum is the source of this 3197-nucleotide messenger RNA. RefSeq names its product protein NRT1/ PTR FAMILY 4.5-like. Gene Ontology annotation, cellular component: membrane. The coding region runs from base 1174 to 2859 and encodes 561 amino acids. Gene Ontology annotation, biological process: transmembrane transport. The transcript has 7 exons. Gene Ontology annotation, molecular function: transmembrane transporter activity. NCBI's taxonomy places the organism in Eukaryota, Viridiplantae, Streptophyta, Magnoliopsida, Poales, Poaceae. The record is from RefSeq and is a predicted model, not a curated record.